GCUCCCCUGCCGCGGAUGGUGAGGGUUGUCCGGCUAGAGGUCUGACGGAUCCUCGCUGAUGCUGCUGCUGCGGAGGAACCAGGGGGGCGGGGUUAAAGAGAAACAGGGAGUUUCCUGGUGAGCUACGACAACACAGGAAGAUGAACGUGGGCGUGGCUCACAGCGAGGUGAACCCCAACACUCGGGUGAUGAACAGCCGGGGGAUCUGGCUCACCUACCUGCUGCUGACCGUGGUCCUGCACAUCGUGCUGCUCAGCAUCCCCUUCUUCACCGUGCCGCUGGUGUGGACGCUCACCAACGUCAUCCACAACCUGGUGAUGUACCUGUUCAUGCACACGGUGAAGGGGACUCCCUUUGAGACCCCGGAUCAGGGGAAGGCUCGGCUCCUGACUCACUGGGAGCAGAUGGACUACGGGGUUCAGUUCACUUCUUCACGCAAAUUCCUCACCAUCUCACCCAUCGUCCUGUAUAUCCUCGCCAGCUUCUAUACGAAAUACGACGCCACGCAUUUCCUGAUCAACACGAGCUCCCUGCUCAGCGUCCUGCUCCCCAAGCUGCCGCAGUUCCACGGCGUUCGGAUAUUUGGGAUCAACAAAUACUGAUGGGAGUUUAAAACCGACCCGGGACUGUUUCUGUUUCUGCUGAACUCUUGUAACGUCUGGAGGGGGGGAGGAGGGUUUCCUGUACGGACUGAGUGUGAAAACAGAGUGAAUGCACUGCCGCUGUUCUAUGAAAGUAAGUCUUUUCUUUACUGACGUUCCUGACGUAUACUUGUCCAGUCGCCGGCUUCAAGAGAGAGCAGAUUUGAGUUUGGAUUUGAUGUUGAUUUCCUGUCACAAACGGCACUGGCUGCUCGUCUGUAAAGUGAGACGGCCAUAACGUGAAGGAGGAACUCGCAGCGGCGCGCUUCUCCUUCAGAUCUGUCUUGAUUUUAGCGCUUUCGUCUUGGUUUAUUAUGAAGGAUUCACACGCAGCAUGCAUUUACACACCACUGCAGUCCUGCUCCCAUGUAAUUUACUGUUCUGUUAAAGAUGUUUGUUUCUCUUGCUUAUAAAAUGACGAGUGGAAAAACC
Molecule: messenger RNA, 1073 nt
Organism: Eleginops maclovinus (Patagonian blennie)
Lineage: Eukaryota; Metazoa; Chordata; Actinopteri; Perciformes; Eleginopidae
Gene: ormdl2
Product: ORMDL sphingolipid biosynthesis regulator 2
Exons: 4
Coding region: 141-602 (153 amino acids)
Biological process (GO): ceramide metabolic process; sphingolipid biosynthetic process; intracellular sphingolipid homeostasis
Cellular component (GO): endoplasmic reticulum membrane
Source: RefSeq, a predicted model, not a curated record